Messenger RNA from Penicillium brasilianum, 1860 nucleotides. The record is from the annotation of a GenBank genome assembly. NCBI's taxonomy places the organism in Eukaryota, Fungi, Ascomycota, Eurotiomycetes, Eurotiales, Aspergillaceae.
AUGCACCUCCGGUACUUUGAAAACGGUGCGGGGAAGCAAACAUUCCAGCCGGAGCUGCGACGGAGUCUCUCUGCAGUCUCGACCCUUAUAAGGCGUGGUCCGUGUGCCGGUCUGCGAAUUGCCAUACCAGGAUCAAGAUUUCGAAUUCACAAGCUUGACCAAGCUACGCAUAGUGUCCCCUUAUCCUCCACGAUCUUCAAUCUCAUCUAUCAACAAAGCAUGUUACCACCACCCACCACCCGCUGGGCGGUCCCAGCUCGGAUGGCGAGUCUCCUCAUACUCCCAUUGCUAUCUGUCCAUGCCUCCGUCGAAGAUCCCAAGCUCCUCCCCACUCCACCAAUGGGCUUCAACAACUGGGCACGCUUCGAAUGCGACCUCAACGAGACCCUCUUCACCGACACCGCCCAAUCCAUGGUAUCCCGCGGUCUCCUGUCCGCGGGCUAUAAUCGUCUCAACCUCGACGAUUGCUGGAUGACGCAUGAACGCGCCGCAGACGGCGCACUGCAGUGGAACGCAACCCUUUUCCCCCACGGGAUCCCCUGGUUAGCCGAUUUCGCCCACGGGCACGGCUUCCACCUGGGUAUCUACGAGGACUCGGGCAAUGCCACUUGCGGCGGGUAUCCCGGCUCAUAUGGAUUUGAAAAGAAGGACGCAGAGACGUUUGCCAGCUGGGGAAUUGAUUAUCUCAAGCUUGAUGGGUGCAAUGUCUAUCCCAACAUGGGGAGGUCCCUGGCGGAGGAGUACAAGCUUCGGUAUGGGCAGUGGCACCAGAUUUUGAGUGCCAUGGAGGAUCCGUUGAUAUUCUCCGAGUCUGCGCCGGCCUAUUUCGCGGAUAAUAAGACUGAGUGGGCGAGUGUCAUGGAUUGGAUUCCGUACUAUGGAGAGUUGGCGCGUCACUCGACUGAUGUACUCGUUUAUGUGGGCGAGGGGAGCGCUUGGGACAGUAUCAUGGUGAAUUAUCACUAUCAGACUCUGCUCGUGAGAUACCAGAAACCGGGUUAUUACAAUGAUCCGGACUUUUUGAUUCCGGAUCACCCUGGUUUGACGGAUGCCGAGAAGCGCUCGCAUUUUGCGCUGUGGGCGUCGUUCGGUGCGCCGUUGAUCAUCAGCGCGUAUAUUCCGGAUCUAUCGGAUGAGGAUAUUCACUUCCUGUCGAACAAGGAUUUAAUUGCCGUCGAUCAGGACCCCUUGGCCCAGCAAGCGGCUUUGGUUAGUCGGGAUGGUACCUUUGACGUACUGACUCGCUCGCUGGCGAAUGGGGAUCGACUUCUUACUGUGCUGAACACCGGUUCAAGCUCAGCAAAGCUUAGCAUCUCCUUGGCUCGUUUAGGUCUCAAGGAAAAGUGUCUGUAUAAAGCCCGCGAUCUCUGGACGGGCAAAUCCUCUACUAUCCACAACUCGGUUGAUGUCUCGCUCGACAGCCAUGCCACGGCAGUUUACCGUAUCACUCCUGGCCGGGGCUGCACCUCGGUCACCCCGACAGGAAUGAUCUUGAACACCGUCUCCGGGCACUGUCUCACCGCUUCCUCGUCUGGCGUUGCCUUCGAGGCCUGCAACGCGGCCGAUACCCAAGUGUGGAGUGUCUCUGGAUCAGGAACGAAGGUGACGGUGAGCCCGCUGUCGAAUCCGGCAAAGUGUUUAGCUGCCGAUGGAUCUAGUGUUGAUCUUGUUGGUUGUAAAGGUGGAGACGGUACUGUUUGGUCCCACGCUAUCACUGGCCACUUGCAAAAUGCCAAUGGGAAUUGUCUGACGGAGUCAGGCGGACAAGGGACUCUGGCGGGCUGUGAGUUGCUGCACAGUGGGCAGAUCUUGAGUCUGCCGAGUGGUGUGCACGUUGUAGAGGGGAGUGGGAAGAAGUAG